CGGGACUCUACCGCCCCCUGCGGGCUCUGAGUGAUAUCAGUACCACCAUUGCAUGAUCGAGAGCAAACGAAACACGUACUCAUAAUAAUUAAAUAAAUAAUAAUAUUAAUAAUAAUUAUUACAAUUAUAAAAAGGUUUAUUGUAAAUAAACGCUUCUACAUGAAUAGCCCGGUGUCCCCCGGCCGGUAACCCAGAAAGAUGGUGCGGACUCCCCGGGACUCGAUUCUCUGUUUACUUUGUACAGGGGCCUGUCUGGUGCAGGGGAAGGAGUUCUGUUUUGGGGUGAACAGGGAGCCAUACCGCUGUGAGAUGGGGUACUGCUGCAGAGAGACCGAGUGCUGCACUUACUACCAUGAGCUGUGGUGGUUCUGGCUGGUCUGGACUGUCAUCAUCCUCCUGAGUUGCUGCUGUGCGUACCGACACCGCCGUCUGAAGCUGCGGCUCCAGCAUGAGCAGAGGCAGCGUGAGAUCAGCCUCAUGGCGUACCAGGGAGCCUCGAGCCCCUUCACCCCGCUGCCACCCGCCACCUUCCGAUUGUGGUCGAACUGUAAGCUCCCGGCUUAUGACGAAGUAGCGGGACACCCCCCCACCCCGCCCCCCCCUUACUCCCCUGAACAGGAUGUGAUCCCGGCCACGCCUCUCCUGCAAACCGCCGUGCCUUUCAGCCAAUCGGGGCCCGCGGUGAUGUUGGUGACAUCACUGACACAGCAGCAGCAGCAGCAGCAGCAUCUGGAAGAGGAGUGGGAGGGGCCAGAACCAGGCAGCCCGCAUUGUGACACGCCAGCAGAGGGAGGGGCCAGAGCGGGAACCAGCCAAUCGGACGGAAGGCAGAACUUCCUCUCCCGCAGCUCAGAGCUGGGCAAAGAGAAUGUGGAGUCCAUUCACCAAGGGGAGGGGGAGGGAGAAGGGGAGGACUCCCACGACGCUGGCAGGCGGAGGAGGCACAUGACGGGAGACUCUGGGAUCGAGGUGUGCGCGUGCCGCCUGGAUGGGGACCCCUGUCUGGAGGAAGAUGCAGGGGGGGAAGGGAGGCUGUGUCAUGGGGGGGCUGGGGAGUGCUGUGAGGCGAGCAACCUCAACACCAAGCAGCAGCAACAGCAACCAGACAGAGGGAGCAGCCAGCAAGACACCCGACCUGAGGAGCCCGAGCAGAACGGGCUGUAGAGACCUGAGGAGCCCGAGCAGAACGAGCUGUAGAGACCUGAGGAGCCCCGAGCAGAACGGGCUGUAGAGACCUGAGGAGUCCGAGCAGAACGGGCUGUAGAGACCUGAGGAGCCCGAGCAGAACGGGCUGUAGAGACCUGAGGAGCCCGAGCAGAACGGGCUGUAGAGACCUGAGUGUGUGCGUGUGCAGUAUGUGUGACACUGUCUGUCUUCUACGUUCUAACUUCCAUUAGUUAUUUGAUUAGAAAUUAGAUUUUCAGGGUUGCCCUUUAUCUUCCUGUUUUUUUUUUUCUUCUUCUCUCUGAGCCGUGCCUCAUUUGUGUUUAUAAAGCUCAGGGUUUCGGGGCGCUGCGCGGCACACCAGGCAGGGAGACUUGGGGGUUUGAUACAGCACCCUCAAACUAGGUCUCCCGGGGGUCUCCUGGAAGCAGGUUUCAAGACGCUGCUCCUGAGAGAGGCUUCGUGUUCCCUCGGGUUUGGGUUGUGUCGUGGGGAGUGUGCGUGAAAAUAUGGUUCAAGUCUUUAUUUGGACUGUGAAUCUCGUUUGUUGAAAAGGAAAUUCCUUAAAGUGUAUACCCCACCCCCCCACCCCCCCACAAUGUUCCGUUUGCCAUUCGCUGUGUUUAUUUUUUUAUUUCUGUCGUUUGAAUUGUUUUUUCCAAUGCUGGUUAGUGGGAGUGGGAGUGGGAGUGGGAGUGGGAGUGGGGGGUGUGCUAGUGCCAGUGCUGAGACCCCUGGUUCCAAUAUGCAAGCACAUGCAGCUUGAGAUGUUUUCAGUAGCAAAGAACAAACAAAGUGACCUUGUUCUUAAGCUUGUAUCUGUUUAUAUAACAGACUUCAUACUGCAGGGCUGAAUUUCAUGCACGGCGACCUCGUAUGAGGGCAGAUAAGAAAAAUAAAAUUCUAAUCUUUAUAUAGAUAUAUAUGGGGUCAAGACUAGCAAGCUAAUGCAUGAUGACCUCAUAGGAGCCGGACGCUUUUUCCCCAUGUAAAGCAGUGGGAGGGGGAGGAAGGAGUCUUACAGAGUUGAAUUAUUAUUAUUUAUUUCUUAGCAGACGGCCUUAUCCAGGGCGACUUACAAAUUGUUACAAGAUAUCACAUUAUUUUUACAUACAAUUCCCCAUUUAUACAGUUGGGGUUUUUACUGGAGCAAUCUAGGUAUAGUACCUUGCUCAAGGGUACAGCAGCAGCGUCCUCCACCUGGGAUUGAACGCACGGCCGUCCGGUCAAGAGUCCAGAGCCCUAACCACUACUCCACGCUGCUGCCCAUUUUGAAUCACAGGGUCAUCGAGGGCUCUGGUAGUUGUCCCGGGGAAAGGUGAUAAAAUUCAGCCCUGUCCUCCUGGAACAGCGUGAUGCAGUGUGAGGACUGUACUUCGUUUUCAUUGCCUGGUUUUGUUUUCAGUGUUACAGCGGUGUGCACAUGUAUUACAACACCUCCCGAUCUGCCAUCGAUAUCCUUCAUAUACCCGCCUGCAUGCAAACCUCUGGGUGUGAGAAUUUCAAUCUCCGCUCAGUAAUCAGUGAUAUAGAAACACGCUCGUGUGUGAAAAUGUCAGACCACUUUGUGCUUUAAUCAGGCGUCUUAAACAACUUCUAAAAAGUCUCCUGCGUUUUAUCACGUGUGGCUCUGUGUUCCUUUUCUCGUGACUAUUUUAAAUGAAUCGCACGUGUGGUCUGUUAAAAUCAUCCAUUAAAUGAGACAAUCGCUCACUUGCCUGUUUUGGAGUUUCAUCUCCAGCGGUUUGAUUUCAGACGCGCAGUAAAUCAGAACUACAGAAGCGAUGGGCUGUUCUAAUACACGGGCACGCUGCUGUGUAAUUGGCUUAGAUAUAAUUUUUUUUUUCUGAAGUUGGUGGGGGGGAGGGGGGG
Molecule: messenger RNA, 3036 nt
Organism: Acipenser ruthenus (sterlet)
Lineage: Eukaryota; Metazoa; Chordata; Actinopteri; Acipenseriformes; Acipenseridae
Product: WW domain-binding protein 1-like
Exons: 5
Coding region: 199-1164 (321 amino acids)
Source: RefSeq, a predicted model, not a curated record